This is a messenger RNA of Volvox carteri f. nagariensis, 3828 nucleotides long. RefSeq lists its product as uncharacterized. Lineage: Eukaryota; Viridiplantae; Chlorophyta; Chlorophyceae; Chlamydomonadales; Volvocaceae. The coding region runs from base 1 to 3828 and encodes 1275 amino acids. The record is from RefSeq and is a predicted model, not a curated record. The transcript has 10 exons.
AUGAAGUGGUGGUGGACAGCUGCGCAAGGCAGCUCGCCAUUCCCGAAAGAGUUUGCGUUGAAGGCAGCUGAUGCGGAUUCCAUACCAAAUGCAUAUGAUUUGACAAUUGUGGAGCGGAAAGGCCAGGCGUUCUGCUGGGGCACAGCACAGUACUCAUCGUUGUCAGAGCUCAAGAAGAAACUCCUGGACCCGUGGCAUGAGGUUAUAUAUCCUAUCCUCGAUGAUGAAGGGCCUGCGGCAGCGCCUUCACCGCGACUAUCGUACUCAACGGACGAAGCCGCACUCCGCAAUGCAGUAUGGCAACGAGCAGCUGCCGGUCGCGCCACCGCCAGCGGCGCCGAAACCACCAGCGAUCCAUUACCGCCGCCGCUGCAGCGGCGCGCCAACCUGCUUGUGGACAUGUUCGGUGGCGUCAUUGCCCACAGCGCGGCCCCCGAAUCGCUAUGUUGGUGGGAGCCCUCUCCCUUCUUCCCGCUGUCACGCGGCGGCUUGCGCCAGCUGCCCAACCUACUGCCGCUGCAUGCGGCGGCGCAUCGCGACCGGCAGGACCUGCUGCUGGCCGCCGUCGUAAGAGACGUGACGGAGGCGAACGGAAUGGUAGCCGCGGCAGCGGCGGCGGGAGAGGUGGCGCACACGGUCGACAUAGCCUUGGCCGCGGGUCAGCUUCAGAACCAACCACGUUUCUUCCUCGUCGUGGCCGGCGAAGCCACCGCCACCGCCGCCGCCAGCUCCCACAUCGCGGGCAUCGCGGACAAGGCGGGGCGUCUUUUGAGCGGCAGUGGGAUCAGUGCAGCGGCAAUGGAUGAGAGCACGACGGCGGCAGCGACGGAGGAGGUUGUGCAGCUGCGCCCGCUCAGGACGGGCACCUCGCCAGCCGCCGUAGCGGCGCUGUGGGAGUUCGUACUCAUCGCUGUGGUCGCCGCCGGCGCCGGCGACGCUGAUGACGACAUGGGAUUCGGAAUGCCGCCGGCGGCGACGGCGACGGCAGUAGAGGCGGCAACGCCAGGAGCAGCGAACGGAGGGGAGGAGCAUGAGCCCACGGCGGGCGCAGCGGCGGCGGCGGCGGCGGAACUCUUGCUUGAUCUCCUGUGCACCAACUGGGCUGGUUUGCAGGAGGGCACGUUGGUCUGUAGCCUGCCAUUCCGGCAGCUGCAACUCUGCAGUACGGCCGACAGGCGCUCCGAGCAUCCACCACCGCCGCCGUCAUCAUCGCAGCACAGUCGUACUGCAGCGGGAAAGGCUGUAGUCCCUCCGGGCGGGUAUCCCGCAGCUACAGCCACAGCCACGGGCGCUGUUACUGACCUCCUGAGAUUGUAUUUGGACUGUACGGCAGACGCUAUGGCUUAUGGAGUUGACAGUGCGCCCGUCAGCGGCGACGGCGACGACGGCAAGGAUACAGCGUUUGGGCAUACCGUCGAGGAAAAGGGUGGUGCUGUGGCUGCCAUCCCCGUCGGCAGUAGCGCCGCCGCCGCCGCCGCCGCCGCCAAGGUCGGGACACGUGAGAGCAACAGCCUCCUUAGCAGGGCGCGAGCGGCGGUGGCGGCGGCGUUAAGCUGGCUGCCACCCAGGCGGCGCCCGGGCCUUGCGGAAUUGCUGCUGCCGCCGCUGCCGCUUACUACGGCGACGGCGGCAGCAGAUAACUGCAAUCGCUUACGGCCCUGUAAUGAUGCGGCAAACAACGGAUCAAAUGAAAAACUGCCCGGAGCCGGUUCGGUGCGGAGAGGAGAUCGGCAGCAGAGACCCUCGGGUCUGUGGAUUCCGGCUGUGCGCCAACCGGCGCCGCUGACGUCGCGCCGUUCCCAGCAGCAGCAACUGCGGCGUCCGGAUGACUAUCUCUUGUGGCCGCCGCAGCGGCAUCCUCCCGCGGCCCGAUGGGGACUGCUGGACGCCAGGGCGGCGGCAGCGACGGCGACGGUGGCGGUGGCGGAGGUGGAGUCGGAUGCAAGGUCGUUGGCGGCGGUACCGGAGAUGCAGAGCCCAUACGCCAGGGCGGCGGAGCAAGCAGCACGAAGCUUGGGCGGCGCAGCCGCUGGGUCCAGGGCGGCGGCGGCUGAUGACGCCCCGGCAGUAGCAGCGCCAGCAGCAGCUCCAACAGCAGUAGUACCGCUGUCGCUGCCGGGGCUGCAGCACCUGCCGGCCGAGGCAGCGGCCGCUCUGGAGCGCGCCUUCAUGGACGCAGCGGCGGCAGCUGCUGCUGAUACGGCCCGCUGGAAAUCUCACCUGGGAAGCCGGCCGGUGCCCGCGGGCACAACGACGGCGGCGGCGCCAGGAGUAUACCUGAGCCGCGGCGCCGCCGCCGCCGCCGCCGCCGCCGCGCCUGCUGUUACAGGGGUAGCGAUGGCCAGGCCUCAGGAUGCGCCUUCCGCUAGGUCAACGGCGGCAGGGGCAGUAGCAAUCACGGCGACGUCUGGCUCUCAGGAAGGUUCAGCAGCGCUUGCCAGCAGCCCGCCGCCGCCGCCGCCGCCACUGGCGCGCCCUGGCGGCACCCGCCUGGGGCAGCUGUCUCCGGAGACCGCAGGGCCCGUGCUGGCUACCUUUCGCCAAGCAGCUUCUUCGGGCUACCGUACUUAUCACCUUGGCAGCGCGCCAGCGCCGGUGCUGCGGCCGACGGCGGUGACACCGCCGCCACCGCCGCCGCUACAACCAGCUCCCGCGGGGAGGGGAUCCUUCUUCGGUGGUUGCUGUGAUGGGGUCGGCGGCGGCAGCAGCUGUCGGGGUGCUGCUGCUGCUGCUGCUGUUGCAUUUCCUAGCGGUGAUGGUGGUGGUAGCGGUGAUACUGCCUGUCUCAACAACAGCAACAACCUGACACGCCCACCAGUGCGCUCAUCGCCGUUACACCGACACAGCGGCUACCCGUUCAGCGACGAGGAGCACCGAGCUCAUGCGCUAGCGCCGCCGCCGCCGCCGCCGGUGCCGUCACCCUGGUUCGGCGCCUCGAGUCACGCGGCGAACCGGCUCGAGGGGAAGGGGGACGUACGAAUGGAGCAGUACCAGGACUUCGUACGGCACUCUCAGCGGCCGCAUGACAUUCCGGCGGUGACCACCCUCUCUUGCCACGUGUCGUCCAACGGGGUGGGGCUCCCAAGAAGAUCAAGAAACAGCCACCUGCUGAUUCACAUACCCACAGCACAGCACAGCGGCUCACGAACAAAGCCCCGCACGCAAUCACAGCAUACUGAGCAAGCCCCGACAGCAAUCCCAAGGCUAAUCAUGGCCAACAUAUCCUCAACGAUCCAUAUCCUCAAACGUCCCUCGAAAAUCCCUCAGAAAAUCCCUCAGAAGCUUCUGGGCGGGAAGCUCACAACGCUUCACAGCCGGGCUGUGCCGCCGGCAACUGGCCCAGCCGCGGUAACUGGCUCCUCACGGCGGAUCCGCUUCACACCUUGCAAGCCGGCAGCGCCGCCAUCACCAUCACCAUCACCAUCACCAUCACUCCCACUGGAGCGCUUUCCCACCCCCCGUGUGACCGUACCGUCCUCCGGCGGCUCGGUGGCGGCGGCAACGGCAGCGGAGGGUGGCGCCGGCGAUGCCGCUGCCGGCCCUACCGGUGGCUCAGCGCUGGCAGUCAUGGUGGCUACGUUCGCGUCAUUGGCAGCGGAAGUAGCUGCAUCCCGGGGGCCAUGGGUCGUGUGCGCGGCGGCAUUUUUUUCUUUCCUGUCUUUCCUCUUCUUGUUCAUCGAGGAGGUCGUCUUCGAGGGCCGUCCUUUGGUGGGCUUUGCAGCGGCUUCAGUCGUCGUGGCCGUGGUGGUUGCGGAUGAUCGGAAGCACCGCUGCACAGCCUGGGCUUGGCAUCGGGGGGAGAGACAGACCGAGACCGAGCCUUGCUGA